Coffea arabica (coffee) is the source of this 1131-nucleotide messenger RNA. RefSeq names its product acidic endochitinase-like. Gene Ontology annotation, molecular function: chitinase activity. The record is from RefSeq and is a predicted model, not a curated record. Gene Ontology annotation, cellular component: extracellular region. Gene Ontology annotation, biological process: carbohydrate metabolic process. Lineage: Eukaryota; Viridiplantae; Streptophyta; Magnoliopsida; Gentianales; Rubiaceae.
UCUAGUUGGAUGUCCAAAUAUUCCUCUAUAAAAGUCAGGCUCUUGAAAACGUCCAAGCACUGCAAAUUGAAGAACAUAAAUUCUUACCACAAAUGGCAUCUAAACCAGCAACUUCAGCAACAUUCUCCUUCUUGUUUCUGUUAGCAUUUGCUGUGGGUUCUAAUGCUGGUGAAAUAGCUAUCUACUGGGGUCAGAAUGGAAAUGAAGGCACAUUAGCAGAUACUUGUGCCUCCGGGAACUAUGAUUUUGUGAACUUAGCUUUCCUUUGUACAUUUGGUAAUGGACAGACUCCUCAACUCAACCUUGCAGGUCACUGCGAUCCAUCAGUCAAUGGCUGCACCGGUUUGAGUUCUGAUGUCAAAUCUUGCCAAGCCAAAGGAGUCAAGGUCAUUCUCUCCAUUGGAGGAGGAGCAGGGAGCUAUUACCUUGCCUCUGCAGAAGAUGCCCGACAAGUUGCAACUUACUUGUGGAACAACUAUUUAGGAGGACAGUCAUCUUCACGGCCCUUAGGUGAUGCUGUUUUGGACGGGGUUGAUUUUGAUAUCGAAGGAGGAACAAACCAAUACUGGGAUGUUCUUGCAAAAUAUCUUUCUGCUUAUAGCAACCGCGGCAAGAAAGUUUACUUAACAGCAGCACCUCAGUGUCCUUAUCCUGAUGCAUGGGUUGGAGGUGCACUUCAGACUGGUCUUUUCGACUAUGUUUGGGUACAAUUCUACAACAAUCCUCCAUGCCAAUAUUCUGGUGGAGAUUUGAGCAACCUUGAGGAUGCGUGGAAGCAAUGGACAUCCAUCCCUGCAGGGAAGGUCUUCCUUGGAUUGCCAGCUGCUCCCGAUGCAGCUGGAAGCGGCUUUAUUCCUGCUACUGAUCUUACCUCACAAGUGCUUCCUGCAGUUAAGGACUCUGACAAGUAUGGAGGUGUUAUGCUGUGGUCUAAGUAUUAUGAUGAUGAAACUGGAUAUAGUAAAUCCAUCAAGGGUGAUGCCUAAAAAAAUCCUUGAUGUUAGGCAUCUGUAAACUUUAACUCCUUGAAGUGUCAUGUAAAUGUGUCCAGCUUGUGUCUAUAAUCAUUUGUUUCCUGUCUACGUUCAUGUGAGUAUGUGAGAGCUUGUUCUUACUUCUUAAUGGAAUUUA